CCAAAACUGAACUGGUACUGUACUGGUGUUUACAUCAGUUCCUCGACAGUGUCACUAUGUCACACCCUGAUGCUGUGACAACAGCUCCCUGCGGGACUGACCAGUUUGCCAAUCUGCGGAUGAACAUGUGUGAUAUUCCACCAAAGAAAAGAAAAUGUGAUUUUCAAAUGACCGGAAACCAGCUUGUUACUCUCAGUAGUCCAACCGAAAUAGUUUUGAAAUUACCUCAGAAUACCUCAGCCAGCUUUCCCAUUUGGGGUUUGAUACAAGCAUCCCAAGCUGAGGUGGUUUGGAAUGUGACACCUUAUAAAAUAGACAUAAGGAUAGUUCCUUUAAAUGCCUUUAAACCUGAGGUUUCAGAGCCUAGCGACCAGGUGGCUGAGCAACAACAAAGAAGUGGUGACUCUUUUUUCAUAGUACAUGAAUCAGUCCCUAAUUGGGGCUCCAUCUUUUAUGACCCAGUUCAAGAAUCGACCUUUGAUAAGCAGUACCAAAUAGGCAAGACACAAAUCUGCGACCAAUUCCUUUUAGGAUGUUGCUCCCUGGAUUUGCGAUGCCCUCUGCACCACACACCGUUUCCCUUCCACUGGCAGCUGAGACGGAGGGCUGGGUAUCAGUGGAUCAGUGUGUCCCAGUCAGCACAGAUUCACCUUGAGAAGCUUUACUGCAAUGCUGACAGCGAUGAAGCAAUUCUGAACCUACUUGACAACGUCUUCACCCUGAAUUUUGACAGCAUGACAGUUUGUGAUUCUGACAAUUAUGAUGAAGUAAGAAGGCUCUCAAACACAACCAAAUCUAACUGUAAUCCACACUUUCCUACUGUGUGGAAGAUGUACUGGAGGAAUGAUUAUGACUUAUUCGUUGAAUAUGAUGAGUCUAUUUCAAGGCAGCUGGAAGAUGCAAUUCAGAACAGAGCCCUCAAGUGCACAUUCACACAAACAGGUCGACAGUAUGAGGUGGACUUCUCCAACCUCAAUCAAAAGAACAUAGCAACAGGAUUCAUCCGUGAAAUUAGACGAAGACCUGUCUUCCGGUCCCUGCCGGCACUGCAGCCUCAUCUAAAGACUUUGAGCCCUAAUGUUUUUCCAGGACAUGGGGAAGCGCAGCCUCAGGUUUGUUUGGCUGACCCUCUAGAAGAAUUCACAUGUUGGUAUCCCCCUGUCUGGAGACCUGGGCCCAUAGAGGAGGAGUUCACAAAGAUUGAAGUCAAACUCUAUGAAAAGGCCUACCUGAAAGUCUAUGAGCUGUUCCACAAAACCUUAUCCGAGGCAGAUGUAGAGAUUGUGAACAUCUACCAAAUCCAGAACACUUUUCAGUGGGAUAAAUAUAGAAGACAAAAAGAAUACAUGCUUGCCAAAUGUGGUGAAAAUAAGGAACGUACCAUUGAGCGUCAUUUAUUCCAUGGAACUACAACAGAUGCCGUGGAUAGAAUCUGUAAGAACAACUUUGACCCCCGUGUUUCAGGAAAGAAUGGGAGUGUGUACGGCAGAGGAAGCUACUUCGCACAGAAUGCCAGCUACUCGAAUGACUUUGCUAAACCAACUGAGGAUGGAUUUCAAUAUAUGUUUUUGGCCAAAGUUUUGGUUGGAAACAAGGAUACUGGAAAGUCUGGAUACUACCGACCACCACCUCUUUUACCAGAUAAUCCAACCAGUGAUUUAUACGACUCCUGUGUAAAUAACCGCACGGACCCAACAAUAUUCGUUAUUUUUGACAGCUGCCAGUGUUACCCUUACUACCUCAUCAAAUACAGGUUUAUGUCUGAUGUUGUCAAUAUAUCUGAAUGGAAUAUGUAACUAGGCCCCAUUCACAUGGGAGCGAUUGGAGCAAAUAUCCGCUCAAGGGAGCAGAUCGGAUUGAUGACCCGUGAAUUGAUGACCCGUGAAACAGUCUCGGCUCGCUUAAAACGAUCAGAAAAAUAGGUGGUCUUGGCUAGUUUGGGCAAUCGACCCUGGUGCGGAUCGAUUCUUUUUGCUCUGUGUGAAUGCUAACCUGUCUGGGGGUUGAUGGUUUAUAAUCACACCAGCCCAGGGCUCACACGCCAUGUACGAUCAUAUUUAUUUAAACACUUCAGUCUUCAUACACUGUGAAGUUUCUGCACGUUCUGCACGUUCUGGAAAUUAGAUAUAUUCUACGGAGUCAUUUGGUAAUAAUUUUCAUGACAGUAGCCCCCCCAACUUCAUUGUUAUUUGCCAUUAUCUAAACAUACCGAAAAAUACAGUGCAGCAUAAAAAUUAGUUGGGGAUUCGAUGUGAGCUUAGCUCGUUUGAAAUUCAUGUGAGAAUGCUAAACGAUCUCGGUCCAGCAGAGGGCAAACGAGCCACCAAACGAACUCGGCUCGUUUUCCCGGACUGUCCUGUUUGAAUGCUCCGCGAUCUGAGCUCAGAUCGUUUUCUCAAACGAUCUCAUCUCGGGUUGUUUGCAAUCGCUCCCGUGUGAAUGUUGUGUGGUCAACGUCCAUAAUACCUAGAUGACACAAAAUUAGCAUAAAGCAGAAUUUCAAAUUAUAUAUAAAUACAUUUCUAUCUGCAGCAGUUUCUCCAAUUCCAAACCACUUGAUAUUGUUACCGU
Acipenser ruthenus (sterlet) is the source of this 2571-nucleotide messenger RNA. Its product is annotated as protein mono-ADP-ribosyltransferase TIPARP-like. The transcript has 6 exons. The record is from RefSeq and is a predicted model, not a curated record. Gene Ontology annotation, molecular function: zinc ion binding; NAD+ poly-ADP-ribosyltransferase activity. Lineage: Eukaryota; Metazoa; Chordata; Actinopteri; Acipenseriformes; Acipenseridae. The coding region runs from base 57 to 1796 and encodes 579 amino acids.